AUGUCCCGCCUGCUGCGCAGCCUGCGCAGCUCGCAGCCCGUGGCGCGCUUCCAGCGCUGCUGCGGGCUCUUCCCCGCCGGCGAGGAGGGGCCCGGCGCGCCCGCGCAGCCCGGGCGGCCGCAGCGCGGCGGCGGGGCGGGCGGGCAGCGCUGCGCCGCGGCCGCCGCCGGCCGCGGGGCGCCCAGCGGGGCGCGGAGCGGCCGCGGCCCGCAGGGUUGUGCACAGAAGUAUGUUGUGAAGAACUACUUCUACUACUACUUAUUCAAGUUUUCGGCUGCUCUGGGUGAAGAGGUGUUUUAUAUCACUUUCCUUCCGUUUAUCUACUGGAACAUAGAUCGCUCUGUGUCCAGAAGGAUGAUAAUCAUCUGGUCUAUAGUGAUGUACAUCGGCCAGGUCUCCAAGGACAUCUUGAAGUGGCCCCGGCCCCUCUCGCCGCCCGUGGUGAAGCUGGAGAGGAGAACGGAUGCAGAAUAUGGGAUGCCAUCUACCCACGCCAUGGCAGCUACUGCCAUCUCCUUCUCCCUUCUGAUCGCAACCAUGAACCAGUACAAGUACCCGUUCGAGCUGGGGCUGGCGGGGGCGUUCGUGUUUUCCACGCUGGUGUGCCUCAGCAGGCUCUACACGGGGAUGCACACCGUGCUGGACGUGAUCGGCGGAGCGCUGAUUUCAGCCGUGUUGCUGGUGCUCCUGUAUCCUGCGUGGGACCUCAUCGAUCACCUGCUGUUAACGAGUCCCUUCUGCCCGCUGCUGUCCAUAGCUGUGCCUCUCGUCUUGUGUUACAACUACCCCAAACUCGAGUAUUACAGCCCUACCAGGGCAGACACCACCACUAUCCUAGGAGCGGGAGCCGGAGCGACUGUGGGAUUUUGGUUGAAUAACCAGUAUGCAGCACCAGCUUACACCAGCGAAAAUUUCCAUCUGGGGUUUCCUCUGCUCACCGGUACGACGCUCAUGGUUAUGCUAGCCCGGUUCUUGGUGGGGAUCUGCACUAUUCUCCUGACGCGCCAGCUCAUGAAAAACGUGGUCCUCGGCGUGCUGUGCUAUCGGUACAAGUUUCCCGUUAGUGACCUAGAAGCCAGAAGACGACUGGAAGUCGAGGUGCCUUAUAAAUUUGUAACGUAUUCUUCAGUUGGCUUCAGUGCUACUGUGAUUGUGCCGCUAUUGCACCAGUUAUUAGGACUGAUCUGA
Messenger RNA from Rhea pennata, 1188 nucleotides. It is a transcript of the gene SGPP2, whose product is annotated as sphingosine-1-phosphate phosphatase 2. Gene Ontology annotation, molecular function: sphingosine-1-phosphate phosphatase activity. The coding region runs from base 1 to 1188 and encodes 395 amino acids. The record is from RefSeq and is a predicted model, not a curated record. Gene Ontology annotation, biological process: sphingosine metabolic process. Gene Ontology annotation, cellular component: endoplasmic reticulum membrane. The transcript is spliced from 5 exons. NCBI's taxonomy places the organism in Eukaryota, Metazoa, Chordata, Aves, Rheiformes, Rheidae.